AUGCCGCGACCCAAUCGAAGUUUCGUGUUCGCUCAGUGUAUUUCCGGCGGGAUCGGCGAGAAGUGGAACGGACAGGGCGACUAUGGUACAGUGGUCGUGAGGGAUGACUCUGCGCAAAGAAGCCGGUGGAAGAUGCACUGCGUCUCUAUCCUGGUGUCUUACAGCGCCAUUGGCAUGAGAUAUGAUGACGCCAACGCGGAUAGCGCCGUCUUGCACGAUCUACCGAGCAACCCGUCCAUAGAACCGCUCCCCGGGUGGGCGUGA
Molecule: messenger RNA, 264 nt
Organism: Aspergillus calidoustus
Lineage: Eukaryota; Fungi; Ascomycota; Eurotiomycetes; Eurotiales; Aspergillaceae
Source: the annotation of a GenBank genome assembly